UUCUUAAUAUUGUGUACAUUUGUGUUGUUAAAAUAUUAUCCCAUCAAAUGUGCGUAAAGGUACAGUGGCUGAACUUCGUUGUUAAUUGUCUUUGUGUAUGGGAUUCGUGGUUAGAUGUUAUGAAAAUAUAUGAAUUUAUUCAUCCAGAGUGUAUUUUUGAUAAAUAUAACAGAUCUCUUCUCCAGAAUGUAUAUUAUAUAGAGUCUCAAAUAUUCUAAACAAGAAUACAGUGAAUAUAGACAACAGAGAACAUCUUACAUACUUUUGUUCAACAGAACUGACAACUUGUUUCUCAAAGAAGAGCAUAAUAUAGACUUGUAAAUGGAAUUAUGGACGAAAACGAGGGUGAAUUUAAGUUUCUACGUAUAUCAUUAUCAAAUUCCAUCUUAACAUGAAUCACAAACUAGACUCCAAAGUAUGAAUUUUCAAGCGAUGAAUGAUGAAUACAAUUCCAACAACGCGUUAUGUAUCGUUGUUUUCCGUGUUGCCAAAAUAUCUUUUAACAAUACAGAGUGAAGUUAGCAAAUCUAACUACGAUAUAUCACGCAUUUGUUUUCCUGCAUCUCUCAAGCAUCUUCUCUAAGUUACAAAAUUUGUAAUAUUAUUAGUGUUGUUCUCUGAAGCAUUGUUCUUAUUGCAAAUUAUGCGUUAACUUUGUCUUCCUUUUACCACAAAAUUCAUUAAUUAUAUAUUAGACUAUGCAACAGCCUUAUAUUCAAUUUCAUAAUUAGAUGAAUUAAUAAGUGACGGUUGAAUUCCGUUUCUUUUCAAGCAGUAUUAUUCAGUGCUUGUAUAUAAGAGACCGCAAGAAAGGAUCACACAUAUGUUGAACUGUGCUAAUAUUUAGCUCAGCCUAUAUCGUUCGUGAAUGGGAUUUCCUCAGUGAACUGAUUACGUCUCAAGAGUAACAAUUUAUCACAAACUGGAAGAAGAAACACUAGAACAUACUACGAAGGGACAAUAAAUAUUGGAACAGUUUAUAUCACUUGUGAUUAAGGAAGUCUUAUUGCUGUGGACUCGAAGUGGUGGUCAAUAAUUUGUUUUGGUGAACGAACACUAAGUUGUGAUUUCAAACAUGGCGGCGCCAUCUGAAGCAUUGAAAUUGUGUCUGUCUGGUGCAGUGCUACUGUUCUUGGCGCCAUGGACUGCCUCUUCUCUUCCCCCUGUCAUCCGAGUUGGGGCCAUCUUUACAGAAGAUCAGAAGGGCAGCAGCGCUGAGCUAGCCUUCAAGUACGCGGUGUACCGAAUCAACAAGGACACGAGCCUCCUGCCCAACACGACGCUCGUGUAUGACAUGAUGUAUGUACCUCGUGACGACAGCUUCAGAACCUCCAAAAAAGCGUGCAGACAGAUGCAGUUCGGCAUCCAGGCAUUCUUCGGGCCAUCGGACCCGCUGUUGGGGGCGCACAUUCAGUCCAUCUGUGAGGCUCUGGAUAUACCUCACGUAGAGGCGCGGAUAGAUUUCGAACCGACCUUCAAAGAAUUCUCCAUCAACCUACAUCCGUCCCAGGAACACAUGAACCACGCAUUCAGAGAUGUCAUGGCCUUUCUGAAUUGGACGAAGGUUGCCAUAAUCUACGAGGAAGAUUACGGUCUGAUCAAACUUCAGGAUUUGGUGAAGGCUCCUCCAGCAAUGCGCACUGAAAUGUACAUAAGACAAGCCACGCCUGGUACCUACAGGCAGGUGCUCCGUGAGAUAAGGCACAAGGAGAUCUUUAAGCUGAUCGUGGACACAAAUCCACGACAUAUGUACCGGUUCUUCAGGGCAAUCCUGCAACUGCAGAUGAAUGACUACAGAUACCAUUACAUGUUUACAACAUUGGACAUAGAGACUUUCGAUCUGGAGGACUUCAAGUACAACUCCGUUAAUAUCACAGCCUUCCGUCUUGUGGAUUCGGAAGACGCAAGAGUUGUGAGAACGCUGGAUCAAAUACAGCGGUUCCAGCCUGUCGGAUACAACAUCCUCAACAAGAGCCGUGUCAUCCAGGCGGAACCCGCUUUGAUGUACGACUCUGUAUAUGUGUUCGCUAAGGCGUUGGCAGCCGUGGACAGAGGCCAUGUCCUCAGGCCUGCAAACCUCUCUUGCGAGCUGGAACAGCCCUGGAAAGACGGACUGACUCUCUACAAUUACAUAAGUGCCGCCGGCCUACACGGGCUCACUGGUCACAUAGAAUUCAACGAAGGGAAGAGAAGCAACUUCAAACUCGACCUUCUGAAACUGAAGCAAGAAGAAAUCCGGAAAGUUGGGCAGUGGAGCCCAGCCACGGGAAUAAACGUCACGGAUCCCACUGCCUUCUACGAGACGAGUGUUUCCAACAUCACACUCAUCGUAAUGACAAGAGAAGAGAAACCGUACGUGAUGGUGAAAGAAGAGCGGAACUUCACGGGCAACGCGCGAUACGAAGGGUUCUGCAUCGACUUGCUGAAGCUGAUCGCGUCCCAAGUGGGCUUCCACUACGUCAUCCGCCUUGUGCCAGACCAUAUGUAUGGAGUGUACGACCCACACACCAAGGAAUGGAAUGGUAUCGUCAGGGAACUCAUGGAGAAGAGAGCUGAUCUGGCUGUGGCAUCUAUGACAAUCAAUUACGCACGAGAAAGCGUGAUAGAUUUCACAAAACCCUUUAUGAAUCUCGGCAUCGGAAUAUUAUUCAAGGUGCCAACCAGCCAGCCCACCAGACUGUUCAGCUUCAUGAACCCACUGGCAGCAGAAAUCUGGAUCUACGUGUUGGCCGCCUACGUGCUGGUCAGCUUCACCCUGUUCGUCAUGGCUCGUUUCUCACCCUACGAGUGGAACAACCCUCAUCCCUGUCUCGCAGAAUCUGACAUAGUCGAGAAUCAGUUCUCUGUGUCCAACAGUUUCUGGUUCAUCACUGGUACUUUCCUGAGACAAGGGUCUGGAAUCAACCCCAAGAUCUCUGAGAGCAUGCCUAGCCGCCUGUUCUCAUUCCUGAACCCUCUAGCGGUGGAGAUCUGGCUCUACAUGUUCGGAGCCUACAUCGUGGUAUCCUUGACAAUGUGGAUCGUGGCACGGUUCUCACCAUACGAAUGGAGUGCGCCCAACCCUUGUCAUACGGGUGAGGGUGGGGGAUGCGACUGUCCACCCACUAAUACAGUACAGGCAGCACUUCUAGUUACCGAGAAUGACUUCACAUUGGCCAACAGUUUCUGGUUCGCAAUCGGGACCUUAAUGCAGCAGGGAUCAGACCUCAACCCCAAGGCUACCUCAACACGUAUCGUGGGAGGUAUCUGGUGGUUCUUCACGCUCAUCAUCAUCUCGUCCUACACAGCCAACCUGGCCGCCUUCCUCACGGUAGAGAGGAUGAUCACCCCGAUAGAGAACGCGGCGGAUCUUGCACAGCAGACGGAGAUCUCAUAUGGAACCCUGGAGGGUGGUUCUACCAUGACGUUCUUCAGGGACUCUAAAAUCGGUGUCUACCAGAAGAUGUGGAAGUUCAUGGAGAGCAAGAAGCCGUCUGUGUUCGUUUCGACGUAUGAAGAUGGUGUGAAGAGGGUGCUAGAAGGGAACUACGCCUUCCUAAUGGAGUCCACCAUGCUGGACUACGCGGUACAAAGAGACUGCAAUCUUACUCAGAUCGGAGGGCUACUGGACUCGAAGGGAUACGGCAUCGCCACCCCUAAAGGGUCACAAUGGAGAGACAAAAUCUCUCUAGCGAUUCUGGAGUUACAGGAGAAGGGUGUGAUUCAGAUCCUGUAUGAUAAGUGGUGGAAGAACACAGGUGACGUAUGCAACAGGGACGAGAAGAGUAAGGAGUCGAAGGCCAACGCCCUUGGCAUCGAAAAUAUUGGGGGCGUGUUCGUCGUACUCCUUUGUGGUCUUGCACUUGCUAUUCUCGUCGCCAUACUGGAAUUCUGUUGGAAUUCGAAGAAAAAUGCCCAAACUGACCGGCAAUCGUUAUGUUCGGAGAUGGCAGAGGAACUUCGGUUCGCUGUACGGUGUCACGGGUCGCGGCAGAGGCCGGCGCUGAAGAGGACGUGCACGCGUUGUUCCUCUGGCAACACCUACGUUCCCGCAGAGCUAGAGAUACCGCAUAUCAACGGGGAGACGGGAGUUCUUCCAAUGAGCGAGAUGAGGAAAUCGUCGCAGAGCUACGAUCCUGACACCUAGUGACAGGGGCACUCAACUAACUGCGAAGGAUUUAACUGUAUCACGAGAAUCAAAACAAAAGAGAACUUACACGAACGUUUAAAAAUCUCAGAGAGAUUUUACUGUGAUAAAGAAUGUGAUGAUAUUGCAGAUGUUUAUUUAUAAGUAUGGACGUUAUUAACGCAUUUUUAAACGUAUAAGAAUUGUUUAGGAAAUUUGGCGUGAACAGAAUGAACAGUUGUUUGAGAAUUCGGGAAGAUAUACUCGUAUAUGUAAUAACAUCAAAGAGUGUCAUUAAAAAAAGAUUUUAAUACAUGUUUGUAUUGGAUGUGAGUGGAAGAACUUCAUUUGUUGUGGUGGUGACCAAUUUAACAGUCUCGCUGGAAUCUGGCCAUCCGAUGAGGACAAAGAAUUUUUGUGGUAGUAGUGGAUUCAACAACUUCCAGUGAUGUGAGAAAGUGAAGACCCUCCACUAGUCUUUAUAUUGUCACGAGACUAUAAAGUCUAUAGGAACAUAAUUUUUAAACCAUUUUCUAGUUUCUGUCCAUUGAUAUUAAAGCACGAAAUUGAAAUGAUGCGUAGAACAUAGCUUUAAAGUGGUGAUUCAGGUAUUGUUAACAUGAAUGAAACUUUACUUUUCUUGGAACGAAUAAUUUUAAGAUGAGUGAAGACAUGAGAAAAAAACAAGUGCCAUUGUUGUCGCUCUAAUACCCACUUAAUAGCACUACAGCAGUGCUACCAGCUUUCUAAAUCUGGUUCAGUUUGUCAGUGUUAGGACAGCACGGCCUAAAAUAGUAUUAAGAUAUGAACUGUAUGUACUUUUGGUAAAUAACAGGCAAUGUUGCCUGUUAUAAUUUCGAGUGGAAUGUGUUUUUAAAUACAUCUCUACAAAAGAACAAAGUUGUUUCUGUUGUAUCUUCAUUAAGAUUUUUGGUAAGUAAAAUAAAAAAUUAAAGCUAU
Molecule: messenger RNA, 5065 nt
Organism: Cryptotermes secundus
Lineage: Eukaryota; Metazoa; Arthropoda; Insecta; Blattodea; Kalotermitidae
Product: glutamate receptor ionotropic, kainate 2
Exons: 18
Coding region: 1076-4126 (1016 amino acids)
Cellular component (GO): postsynaptic membrane; plasma membrane
Molecular function (GO): glutamate-gated receptor activity
Source: RefSeq, a predicted model, not a curated record